This is a messenger RNA of Sclerotinia sclerotiorum 1980 UF-70, 831 nucleotides long. RefSeq lists its product as hypothetical. The transcript has 4 exons. The coding region runs from base 1 to 831 and encodes 276 amino acids. Gene Ontology annotation, molecular function: peroxidase activity. The record is from RefSeq and is a predicted model, not a curated record. Lineage: Eukaryota; Fungi; Ascomycota; Leotiomycetes; Helotiales; Sclerotiniaceae.
AUGAAGCUUAACUUCCUUUCCACUACUCUAGCCCUUGGCUUGGUCUCGGCCAGAGCUCACUAUCAACAACAAAUCAUUGCCAACGAUACCGAGGGUGAAUGGAUAGCACCUUCAGCAACCGACUACCGCGGCCCAUGUCCCAUGCUAAACACAUUAGCAAACCAUGGAUUUCUUCCCCGCGAUGGUAGAAAUCUCACAGAACACAAUGUGGUCAAGGGACUAAACCAUGGACUCAACUUCAACAAAUCCCUCGGAUCCAUCAUGUUCCAGCACGCUGUCCCCGCUAGUCCCGCCUACCCCAAUACUACUUUUUUCACCCUCGAUGAUCUCAACCGCCACAACGUUUUAGAGCACGAUGCAAGCAUAAGUCGCUCAGACGCCUACUUCGGCAACAAUCACAUCUUCAACCAAACCAUCUUCGACACAACUAAAAUGUACUGGCCCUCAGAAACACUCACAGCACAACAUCUAAUCGACGGCAAAAUUUUCCGCCAAAUCGUCUCCCGCACCACAAAUCCAAACUAUACCUUCACAUCCACAACUCAAGCCUUUAGUCUCGGAGAAAUGGCUGCGCCGAUCGUUGCUUUUGGUGAUAAAAAUGCUUUAACUGCCAAUAGGACAUUAGUAGAGAGUUGGAUCGAAAAUGAACGAUUGCCAACGGAGCUUGGGUGGAGGAAACCAGAGGAGGAGGUUUCCCUGGGUGAUAUAUUGUAUGUGACGGGGGCUCUUGCAAAUCUUACUUCGCUCUUGAGUGAUGUGGUUAUUACGCCGAGAGGUGAAAGUGCAGGUGCCCAUGCUAAGCGUAUGGGACAUUGGGGUGUAUCGAUGUAA